CCCGGUGUGCCUCGCGGUACCGCGGGGUGUGAUGGGUGUUGUAGUCCGGCCGCCCUUCGGGCUGGUCCAACGACCGACAGGAUGUCGGAGGUGCGGCUGCCACCGCUACGCGCCCUAGACGACUUUGUUCUGGGGUCGGCACGUCUGGCAGCUCCGGAUCCAUGCGACCCGCAGCGAUGGUGCCACCGCGUCAUCAACAAUCUUCUCUACUACCAAACCAACUACCUUCUCUGCUUUGGCUUCGGUCUCGCUCUAGCCGGGUACGUGCGUCCGCUGCACACGCUGCUGAGCGCGCUGGCAGUGCUGUUGGCCCUUGGUGUGCUGGUGUGGGUGGCUGAGACCCGCGCAGCAAUGCGACGCUGCCGCCGCAGCCACCCUGCCGCCUGCCUAGCCGCAGUGCUUGCCGUUGGCCUCCUCAUUCUCUGGGUCGCGGGCGGCGCCUGCACCUUCCUGCUCAGCAUCGCCGGGCCGGUGCUUUUGAUCCUGGUGCAUGCCUCGAUACGCCUUCGCAACCUUAAAAACAAGAUUGAGAACAAAAUUGAGAGCAUUGGUCUCAAGCGGACGCCAAUGGGGCUGCUACUAGAAGCACUGGGACAAGAACAGGAGGCUGGAUCCUAAGGGCCUGGAACCUGUACCCAGGACCUGAAGAACACCCCCACCCCAGCCCAUACUGGCACCCAGACCCCUUUCCCAGCUUUUAUAAUAGAAGUCAAGAGCAACUUGGCCAGUCCAAAAAAAAAAGGACAUCAGUAAUUUCCACCCGGGUUUAAAAUCAGGGUAUCAACUGGGUGUGGUGGUGCUCAUCUGUAAUCCCAGCCCUCAGGAGGCUGAGGCAGGAGUAUUGCCAGUCUAU
Molecule: messenger RNA, 853 nt
Organism: Fukomys damarensis (Damara mole-rat)
Lineage: Eukaryota; Metazoa; Chordata; Mammalia; Rodentia; Bathyergidae
Gene: Praf2
Product: PRA1 domain family member 2
Exons: 3
Coding region: 82-618 (178 amino acids)
Cellular component (GO): membrane
Source: RefSeq, a predicted model, not a curated record